AUGGAGCGUGUCAGUGAAAAAGUUCAUGUGCUUAAGGACCGAUCCAGUGCCGUCCUCUUGACGUUCCCCCCGUUGCAUCUCGCAGUGAUGGCCAGCACCGGUUCGGACGUGGAGCUCCUGCUGGAGGACCAGCGCCCGGAGCAGCGCAGCUUCGCCUUUCCGCGGCGUGUGGCCUUGGCGCUGGGCUGUGUGGGGCUUGUGACGAUUGGCGUCCUGGCACGUGGCGGAACCCGCGGCCUCCGCAGCAAGUCCGGUGCUUUCGUGGUCUUGGAUGCCACGGACUGCUUCGAGGCUUCCACCUACUACAGCAGCCCGAUCAAGAUGGCUGGAACGGAAAGGACCAACGAGAUGACGCAGGAGGCUUGCCAACAGCGUUGCCUCUCCGUUGACGGGUGUGCGCACUUCACCUUCUGGCCGGACGGGGGCUGCCUGUUGACAGAUGCGUCAUCAGUUGCAUCACCUGCCCCGGAGAAGUAUGCAGAGACAGUAUCUGGACCACCAUACUGCGGGGAGAAGCCGGCAGCUGUGGAAACCGAUGUUGACAUUGACAUUGAAGGUGACGAGGAGAAAGCAAGUGUCGAGACUCCUACACUUGCUCCAGUUCCCACUGUGGCACCCUUGAUAGUUCCAGGCAUCAACGGCACGACGUGUGCCAAGUACCCCGCCUGUGUUGCUCACGGAAUCGAGGAGGGCAAUUGCUGCCCCAACGAUGAUAAUGUGGCGCUUGGUUGCUGCAUGGGAUUUCCACCCGUGGUCGCUGCGCCGAAGAUCGCGGCUGGGACGGAAUGCUCAUCCUUUCCUUCAUGUGUUGCGCUCAACAUCACUGGCGCUUGCUGCCCGACUCCCGAUGGCACACGCCUGGGCUGCUGUGACUCGAUCUAG
Symbiodinium sp. CCMP2456 is the source of this 882-nucleotide messenger RNA. The record is from the annotation of a GenBank genome assembly. NCBI's taxonomy places the organism in Eukaryota, Dinophyceae, Suessiales, Symbiodiniaceae.